AUGGAUAUCCAGUUUGUACUUGAUGUGUAUGCAUGUGCCAUGUACAUAGUUUCAUAUUUCUAAAGCACAAAAAAGGAGUGAGUGAACUUUUACGACAAGCAUGUGCUGAAGCCAGAAAAGGAAAUUCUAGCAUAAAGCUACAAGUCCGAGACAUUGGAAACAAAUUUUUAAACAGUGUCGAGAUAAGUGCACAAGAAGCUGUUUACAUUGUUUUACAGCUUCCUAUGAAGAAGUCUUCUCGUCAAGUAAUAUUCAUAAAUACCACUCCUCCUAAUGAAAGAGUUCAGCUUUUAAAAUCAAUAAAUGACAUUGAAGAAAUGGAUGAUGAUUGUGAAGAUGUAUAUACCAAUGGUCUUUUGCAAAGAUAUGCAAAACGCCCUUUAAGCCUUGAAUACUUAACAUUGGCAGAUUGGGCUGCAUGGUAUGACUCAUGUGGAAAACCAUAUGCAAAAAAAAUCAUUCGAAAGAGAUUCAUAUAAUUCCAUUAGAAAAAGCUGAUGAUGAACAAAAUGACGAUGACCUUUUUGAGGAUAAUCUCAUCAAUCCCAAAAGUAACAAAAAAAAGAUCAAAGGCUAGAAUUAUAAGAAGUGUUUGGUAUAACUGUGAAAAAGAUCCAGAAAAACAUUAUCGUGAAUUAAUAAUGCUGUUUACGUCAUGGAGAAAUGAGGACACUGAUUUGUUAGCUAACUGUUCCUCCUACCAAGAACGUUUCAUAAAUGUAAAAGAUAGUAAAAAUAAGCAAAUGAAACUAUAUGCUGUUUGCAGUGAAGACUUAGACAAAAUCCAUGAACACUUGAUUCAUCUUGAUGAAGACAAUGAUCAUUUUGACUCAAUAGCACCAUUUACACAAAACAGAGAAUACCAGGAUGAGGCUGAGGGUCUUCAAGAUUUGCAUCCUGAUCUCAAUGAAAACUAUGAUUUAUCAGAAGAUGUUGGAAUUCCUUCAGCAAUAGAAACUAGUGAACCACUGAUACUAAAUGAAUUACAAGACCAAGAGUACAGACAAUUGGUGCAAACACUAAAUCAAAAACAAAAGUAAUUUUUUUAUCAUAUCUUGCAUAUUGUUAAAACAUCAGACAAACCAUUCUACUAUUUCCUCUCUGGAGGAGCUGGAGUGGGCAAGUCCCAUCUGGUCAAAUGUCUAUAUCAAGCAGCACUAAAAUAUUACAACUCCAGAGCUGGUGAAGACUUCAAUGAUGUUAAAAUACUGUUAUUAGCACCAACUGGAAAAGCUGCUUUUGGCAUACAAGGUAAUACAAUACACAGUACCUUGGCAAUUCCAGCAAGCCAGUCACUAAAGAUUUAUAAACCUCUUGACUCAAGUAGACUUAACACUCUGAAAUGUAAACUUCGUGCAGUGAAACUAAUAUGUUUGGAUGAAAUUUCAAUGGUUGGCAAUACUAUGUUUAAUGUACAAAUAAAUAAUAGAUUAAAAGAUAUUAUGGGCAGCAAAGAACCAUUUGGAGGUGUAAGCAUGAUAGCACUUGGUGAUUUAUUUCAGUUAGAACCUGUUAUGGAUGGUUAUGUGUUUAAAGAUAUGAACAACUCAGAAUAUCGAGCUCUUGCUCCCAACUUGUGGCAAGAACUAUCUACAAUGUUUGAAUUAGAAGAAAUUAUGAGAAAAAGAGAAAGCAAAGAAUUUGCUCAACUUCUUAACAGGUUAAGAGAAGGUAAUCACACUCCAGAAGACAUUGCAAAACUUAAAGAGAGAUGCAUUUCAGAAAAUUGUACAAAUUACCCUAUCGAUGUCCCCCAUUUGUUCCUACAGAAUUCUAAAGUUGAUGAGUUUAAUAGGAGAGUUCACAUGGCU
Molecule: messenger RNA, 1811 nt
Organism: Pocillopora meandrina
Lineage: Eukaryota; Metazoa; Cnidaria; Anthozoa; Scleractinia; Pocilloporidae
Source: the annotation of a GenBank genome assembly